ACUCCUUUCUAAUUACAGGUCCAAUCAAAGUGGUCUGGUCCACUCCCUCUCUAGACUCUAAACAAAAGGCAAAAGACCCUCCAUCGCCUUGGCAAUAUCAUUAAAAAUUAUCUGAUAAAUAAUUUGAUUUUCCCGAAAUGUGCGAAGCAUAAACCCGAACAAUAUUCCGGUUUCUACCUCGGUUAAACCGUUUUUGGUCUAUAUGCCCAUCUCAUCGUUCUCGUUUCUUCGCAGCUAUUUGAUGCCGGCACCCGCCCCCUUCCCAACCUCCAAAUGCCAUCUCAUCUUCUUCUCGUUGAGCUCAUUGUUGGUGUUGCUGCUUCGGCCGUUUUCUUUGUCAACGGAGUUCAGGGCUCUAUUUGAGAUUGCUGUUUAGGUUUGGCCUUUGGGGUUAUGCAUUUAAAUGUGGGGAGAUAUGGUGUCGGAUUCGUGGUUUAGUAGUUUGCUGUCAAUGUGGAAGAGCGGGGCGGAGACUGAGAAGCCUGAGAAGCCACUAAUAGGAAUUCUGGCGUUUGAAGUCUCAGGAUUGAUGUUUAAGGUGGUUAAUUUGUGGCAUUUUUUGAGUGAUAAGGAGAUUUUUAGGUUGAGGGAGCAGAUUGUAGAUUUGGUUGGUGCGAAGAGGCUUGUAUCCGAGGAUGAUGAUUAUCUGAUGGAACUGGCACUGGACGAGAUAAUUGAGGAUUUGGGACAACUCUCAAGGUCUGUUAUCAGGCUUGGAAAGAGGUGUGCCAAUCCUGUUUAUCACCGUCUUGAACAAUUUUUUAAUGAUCCUAUUCAGAAUGGUUUUCAGUGGUUUGGCUGGGAGUAUAGAUUGAAGAAAAUGGAGAGGAAAGUGAAGAAAAUGGAAAGCUUUGUUGCUGCUACGACACAAUUAUCCCAAGAGCAGGAAGUGCUGGUGGAGCUUGAGCAAACUCUGAGGAGAAUGCAGGUUACUGCUCAGUUAGAUCGUGUGAAAUUGCUUGAAUUCCAGCAGCGGGUGAUGUGCCAGCGUCAAGAAGUGAGAAAUUUAAAAGAUUUGUGUCCAUGGAAUAGAACUUAUGAUUACAUCGUCCGCAUUUUGGCAAGAUCACUUUUUACAAUACUUGCAAGGAUCAAACAUGUCUUUGGAACUAAUCAAUUGGUUUCUACUGAGGAAAAUGGUGAUUGGGAAUAUAAGAGUUCUGAUUGUCUUCCUCGCAGUCACUCCUUUUCUGCUCAUAUGCACUCUUCUGUUUAUCCAUCUGAGAGUAAUCUAUGUGGCUUCUAUUCAGGACCUUUGAAGAAGUCAGGGAUUAAAACUGACAAGAUUAGAAUGAAAAACAUGCAGCAACACAAGUCAUCUGUACAACAAGGGAAGCUUCAACAUUCAAAGACCAAGCGGAUGAGUCAUGUUGGACCUUUUAAAGGAUGCAUGGUGGGUGGAAUUGAUUCUCCCAUUGAAAAGAUGUGCAAGCCAACUGUUGGUGGUUCAAUGCGGUUGAGAGAUGUUAGUAUUAAAACCAUGAAUACCAUGGAAAAUGCUAAUAUGGGACUUCUUUCUUCUAGCAACAAGAUAUAUUAUAAAUUGUUGUUGUUCAAUUCCAAGAAUAAACUGUUGAAGGUCCGUCCUUCUACUCUAGGUGAUGCUGCUCUGGCUCUCCACUAUGCAAAAAUGAUCAUCUUGAUUGAGAAACUGGCUUUAUCACCUCAUUUGAUUUCCCCUGACGCAAGAGAUGACCUGUACAACAUGUUACCUACAACUAUAAGAGCUGCUUUGAGAGCUAGGCUUAGGUCCUAUCCCAAAAAUACGGCUUCAUCUGUCUAUGAUCCAGCACUUGCAACAGAGUGGAAUCUGGCGGUAGUGCGAAUAUUGGAAUGGCUUGGUCCACUUGCUCAUAACACAACAAAGUGGCAUUCUGAACGAAAUAUUGAGAAGCAGCAAGAGGUUUCCAGUACAAAUGUCCUUCUUGUACAAACGCUCUACUUCGCAAACCAAGCAAAAACUGAAGCUGCAAUCACAGAGCUUCUCAUGGGUUUGAACUACAAGUGCAGGAUUGAUGACAUAAAAGACAGAGUUAUGCUGCAGAUCAAUGGCAGGGAAACUUAUGAUUAUGUGCUUAGAAAGGAACCAAACCAAAUAUUUUCGUAAGCCUUAAAUGAUAAAAGAUGCUCAAAUCAUAAGCCUCUUUUGAAUUGGUUGUGAGCCAAGUCUUCCGCGAGGCUAGUUAUUGUUUAAAAAAAAAAAAAAAAAAAAAAGAAUUAAAGCUAUAAAUUUCCACCAUUCCAUGAAAGCUGCUUUGAGCAUCUAGUUUAACAUUUUAAAUUUUCCUUUUUCAAAGGCAAAGCUAUGUUAAUUGAGUUA
Messenger RNA from Ziziphus jujuba (common jujube), 2320 nucleotides. Its product is annotated as protein PSK SIMULATOR 1. Gene Ontology annotation, biological process: positive regulation of growth. The record is from RefSeq and is a predicted model, not a curated record. Lineage: Eukaryota; Viridiplantae; Streptophyta; Magnoliopsida; Rosales; Rhamnaceae. The transcript is spliced from 2 exons. Bases 404 to 2107 code for a protein of 567 amino acids.